This is a messenger RNA of Hippopotamus amphibius kiboko, 202 nucleotides long. RefSeq names its product CHD9 neighbor (gene CHD9NB). The transcript has a single exon. The record is from RefSeq and is a predicted model, not a curated record. The coding region runs from base 44 to 202 and encodes 52 amino acids. NCBI's taxonomy places the organism in Eukaryota, Metazoa, Chordata, Mammalia, Artiodactyla, Hippopotamidae.
CCUCGGGACUCCCCAGGCCACUCGACCUCUGCGUCCAGCUGAGAUGGGAUGCCAUGCCAGCAAGAGCACCGAGGUGGCGGAGGAGUCUCAGAAACCCGCAGAACAGCUUGAGAAAGAGGAGCCAAAUCUGGGGAAUGGCACUGAGGCAGCAGACGGCAAAGACACCUCCUUGAAGGAUGGCACCCCUGAGCAGAAGAACUGA